ACAGCAUGCAAGUAGAGCUCCCAGACCUCUCCACCUGGAGAGAAAAAGCAGAUUCAGGCUCAAUUCUUCUGCAGCCAAUAUGGGACUUUGUCACCUCUAAAGAACAUGUGAUUAGAUCGCCUUUCUAUCCAGUUAUCUUCUCCUUCUCUGUCUACAUGUUCUUCUGCCUUCCUUACCUAGCACUGGAUGCCCUCUGUCACAAAAUACCUGCUCUGAAGAAAUAUCAAGUACAGCCAAAGUCCAGACCUACCUUGGCUAUGGUGCUACACUGCUUGGCACACACCGUUUACAGCCACUUGGUAUUCAUAUUUCCACUGACUGUUGCUUACUGGUACUGGAGACCAGUCGAUUUACCACUUGUGGCACCAAAACUGCAUCGAUUUAUACUGGACAUCAUUGCCUGUAUGCUUCUGUUUGACUUCCAGUAUUUUGCUUGGCACCUGCUGCACCACAAGAUUCCCUGGCUGUAUAAAAACUUUCACAAGAUGCAUCACAAGUACACCGCUACCUUUGUGCUGGCGACACAGUAUUCCAGUUCCUGGGAGAUGUUGUCUCUUGGAUUCUUUGCUAACGUCAGUCCCAUCUUGCUGGGUUGUCACCCAAUGACUGAAAUGGCCGUCUUCAUCGUCCAUAUCUACCUGUCGGUGGAAGAUCAUUGUGGCUAUGACUUGCCAUGGUCUAUGCACAACUUAGUACCAUUCGGCUUAUGUGGCGGACCAAAUCAUCACGAUCUCCAUCAUGAAAAGUUUGUGUCUAAUUAUGCACCUUACUUCACUCAUUGGGACAAGUUGUUUAAUACUAUAGCACAGAAGAAAGAUCAGAAGAAACCUUAAGAACCAAGCAAUGGACUGAAUGAAUGGUCAGAACUUGACCUUGAUUUGCAUUUCAGGAGCAAGUGGGUAGAUGCACCAUGUGCUACAUCUGUGACUGUGUCUUCAAGGUUGAAUAGUCAGUAAGUGGUACUGAAACAGUGCCUUGUACAGUCUACCUGCUCCUUGUCCAUCAAGGCUGAAUGGUCCAAACCUGUUCCUUGCACCAUCUACCUGCUCCUUGUCCAUCAAGGCUGAAUGGUCGAAACCUGUGCCUUGCACCAUCUACCUGCUCCUUGUCCAUCAAGGCUGAAUGGUCCAAACCUGUU
Molecule: messenger RNA, 1138 nt
Organism: Bufo bufo (common toad)
Lineage: Eukaryota; Metazoa; Chordata; Amphibia; Anura; Bufonidae
Product: cholesterol 25-hydroxylase-like protein
Exons: 1
Coding region: 6-833 (275 amino acids)
Biological process (GO): sterol biosynthetic process; cholesterol metabolic process
Molecular function (GO): steroid hydroxylase activity; C-4 methylsterol oxidase activity; iron ion binding
Source: RefSeq, a predicted model, not a curated record